CACAAUCAACGUAGAUAGUGGUGAUGCAGUAACCAGUGGAACUUAGCUGUUGGUCUGCAACUGGUGUCAAUAUGUAGAUGGUGGAAGCAAUACGAUGAUGACUCCGAUAUUUACUUUAUUGUACAGCAUUAUAACACUUGCUUUAUUUUCGAGUGUCCAGUCACAAUCGCCUCUCAACCUCACGGAAAUCGAUGAAGACGUAGAUAGCAUAUUCAAAUCGGAAUUAGGGAACGUACCUGUUGUUAGACCUGACUUUCCACCACCGCCACCUUUUAUCUCAGAAAAACAUGAGGAAAUUAUAGAAAAAAAAAUACAAAGAAGGGCUUUCUCACAAGCAAAGAUGAUGGCUACUCCACACCCAACCAUCCCCCCACCGCCUCUACCGCCAAACAUUUCACAAAUUAUAAGAGAAAGAGUUCGAGCGCGUGAGAUUGAUUAUAUAGUAAGAAGAAGCACUAAUUACUUAAUAAACCUACAGAAUGAUGUCGAUGAAAUCGAUGAAAUUUCGGGACCUAUCAUAACAAGGCGACAGCAGCAGCCAACUCGAGACAUUAUAUAUAAUUAUAACAGAUUCUGGUAUUGGAUCGACACAUUUAAGCAGACAAGAGAAAAAGUUAGACACGCGUUUAAAUUUAAAAAUCCCGAUAACUUGGACUACCCUUUCUUUCCUGACCUUUUUAACGCAACCGGAUGGACUUUAGAGAAGAACAGAACGAUAUCUAUUAUGCAUAAUUGGGUGUAUCGAACACGCUUUAACCUCUUGUAUUCGCAGAGAAUGAGAAAAAAAUACAUACUCAGUAUAAGGUAUAAAUUAGGCUAUUGUUUCGCUUUGUUGCGGCAGUUGAAAAGAGAACAGAGGCUGCUUUUUAACGGAUACUUGUAUUCAGGGCCGGUUCAAGGGCACCUGUACUAUCACUUGAAGAUUUACGAAAAGGUAGUCAGGUUAGACGUGGACAUGAAAGAUUUGAUAAAGUUUAUCAAGGGUUUAGAGCUUAGUAGGAAAAAAACUGAGCAACCCGAUUUCUACACAGAUUUUCCAUCGUCCUCUGGUACAAAGUGGGGAUAAAAUGGUACUUAUUUAUGAUUGUGAGUUCUUUGCUUUCCAAGUGUUCAUAGACUGUUAGUGUAUUAAUUAAGUACGACAAAUUAUAUAUAUUAAAAUACAUGUUUUCUGAAUAAAUACAUGAA
Messenger RNA from Pectinophora gossypiella (pink bollworm), 1188 nucleotides. RefSeq lists its product as uncharacterized. Lineage: Eukaryota; Metazoa; Arthropoda; Insecta; Lepidoptera; Gelechiidae. Bases 95 to 1066 code for a protein of 323 amino acids. The transcript has 3 exons. The record is from RefSeq and is a predicted model, not a curated record.